Messenger RNA from Rhineura floridana, 2081 nucleotides. RefSeq names its product arylsulfatase B (gene ARSB). The coding region runs from base 162 to 1769 and encodes 535 amino acids. The record is from RefSeq and is a predicted model, not a curated record. Lineage: Eukaryota; Metazoa; Chordata; Lepidosauria; Squamata; Rhineuridae. The transcript has 8 exons.
GCUGGAGGCGGGGCUCCUCGAGCUCCCGAGAGUGGCUGCGGUCGGGAUGGGCGGACGAUUUGCCUUUCCAGGCGGUCCCGCCGCUUGGUCCCGGUGAUCGUCCUUCUAGGCGGGGCGGCCGCCAGUUCCUGCCUGGGCUGGAGAGCUGGCAGACGGCAGCGAUGCUCAGGCUCCUGGAGCUCAGGCAGUUCCCGCUUCCCUUGUUGUUGUCUCUGCUGCUGCUGUGCUCGCUGCGGUUGUGCUCGAGCGCGGUGCCUUCGGGGCCCCCACACUUGGUGCUGGUGCUGGCCGAUGACUUGGGUUGGAACGACGUGGGCUGGCACGGCUCCCAGAUCCGCACCCCAAACCUGGAUGCGCUGGGGGCGGAUGGGGUGCGCCUGGAGCGCUACUACACGCAGCCUCUGUGUACCCCGUCCCGGAGCCAGCUGCUCACCGGCAGGUACCAGAUCCAUACAGGUUUACAGCAUGAAAUAAUUUGGCCGUGUCAGCCCAGCUGUGUCCCACUGGAUGAAAAACUCCUGCCUGAGCUACUUAAAGAGGCAGGAUAUGUUACCCACAUGGUGGGGAAGUGGCAUCUAGGAUUGUACAGAAAAGAGUGCCUUCCAACCCGCAGAGGGUUUGAUACUUACUUUGGCUACCUUCUUGGAAGUGAAGAUUACUAUUCCCAUGAGCGCUGUGUGCCCAUUAUAGCGAAGAAUGUAACCCGAUGUGCACUUGAUUUUCGAGAUGGAGAAGAAAUCGCAGACGGAUUUAAAAACAUGUACUCUACUAAUAUAUUUACAGAAAGAGCUCUGGAUCUUAUAGCCAGUCAUCAGGCUGAGAAGCCCCUCUUUCUCUACCUUGCUCUGCAAUCUGUCCACGAGCCUCUCCAAGUACCUGAGAAAUACACAGAGCCAUACUCUUUUAUCAAAGAUGAAAAGAGACGCAAAUAUGCAGGAAUGGUAUCCAUUAUGGAUGAAGCUGUAGGAAAUGUUACUACUGCCCUGAAGAGAUAUGGACUGUGGAACAACACUAUUCUAAUAUUUUCUACAGAUAACGGAGGCCAAACUCUGGCAGGUGGAAAUAACUGGCCAUUAAGAGGAAGAAAAUGGACACUGUGGGAAGGCGGAGUGAGAGGAGCUGGAUUUGUUGCAAGUCCUUUAUUGAAACGGAAGGGAGUGGAAAGUCAUGACCUCAUUCACAUUUCUGACUGGCUGCCCACUCUGGUGAAGCUUGCUGGUGGAUCUUCAAAUGGCACAAAGCCUUUAGAUGGCUUUGAUAUAUGGAAAACACUCAGUGAAGGAAAACCAUCCCCCAGAAAGGAGCUGCUUCAUAACAUAGACCCAAUCUUCGUGGAUCCAUCUCCAUGUGCAGGUAUCAGCAGCAGGAAUUCACCACAGAGUAAUUAUUUUGCAUGGGAAGAUUCAAUUUUCAAUACCUCCAUACAUGCUGCAAUUCGAUAUGGAAAAUGGAAAUUACUAACGGGCAAUCCAGGCUGUUCCCACUGGUUUCCACCACCAUCUUUAUUAAAUGAAUCAAAGACUCUGUCAUCUUUAUUCAACGAGUCAAAGACUCUGUCAUCAGACCCUCCAACAAAGAAACUUUGGCUCUAUGAUAUCGUUCAGGAUGCUGAGGAAAGAACUGAUUUGUCAGAACAAUAUCCUGACAUUGUGAAAAAGCUCCUUUUGCGCCUCCAGCACUAUCAUAAGAACUCUGUUCCUGUGUUCUAUCCAGAUGAUGAUCCCCAUUGUGACCCAGCAGCAACAAAAGCCUGGGGGCCCUGGAUGUAGGAAACUGCUCAGCAGCUGGAGAAAUGUAUCUGCAGUGUAGUCAUAGAGCUGAUUCACAUGUUACAUUGGUGUACAUAAAAAUGUGUGUCCCUGUAUAUAUCUGGCCAAAGUGUGCAAAAAUAUUCCAUAGGAAUCAGCCCAUAGACUCAGGGAUACAGAUAGUCUUCUGACCUCAUUUAUUUUACCUCUUCAGCUCUAACUUCAGUCCAUUAGAUGCAGCUUUUCUUACUCAAAAGCUGUUUGGGGGAUCCAGUUUCACCAUCAAUUGUGCUUGAAGUUCUAUUAUUAUCAUAAAUCUGCCACUUGGAUGUU